AUGGACAGUACUAUACUAGCAGCCAUUGGAGUGGUGGUACUAAUUCAUUUCAUAUUCACUCAUUACAUUGAUGUCACUAAGGAUGUAAAUGAAUUAUAUUUGAAUGAACAGUCGACUAUUGAAACCACAGCUUUGGAAAAUCAAAGUCCAAUCUAUAAAUCUUGUAAAUUAGACUAUAACGGUCUUAGAGUUGGCUUAGAUAUAAGAUACGAUCAUUAUAAGUUAAGGAAUGGGAAUUUUUGUGAUAUUUGGGAGAUAGCUAUGAAAGCUUGGAACAAAGAUAACAACAAGAGUCUCAAAUUGAAUGGUGAAAAGGUCAAUUAUGGGGUUUUGAACUAUAAUAUUCAUGAAGUCAUUAAAUACUUAAACGAGAAUGAGAUUAAAUCCGUUGGGAUUAAAAUUAAUGGAUUCCUUAAAUCAGUUGAAAACUUAACUGUAGUGUUAGCAUGUCUUGUUAAUGCUACACUUAUCAAUUUCUAUGACGUAGAUGCCGAUGUUGAUGUUUUGGCUGAAGAUAUUCCUGUCAGUUUGAAGACUCUGGUUUUGGAAGCAUUUACAAAUGAGUAUGAUUUUGAGAAAGAUAAAGGGAUUAGAUUGAGGAUAAGUGAAAGUGGCAGUAAGAUCAUAAGUCAUACGGAUUAUGUAGCUAUCAAUUUCAUUUCAUCAGUUGCAGCAGCCAUUAAGCACUUACCUUUGACAGAAAAAUUUACUUCCAAAGAUAAGUUUUUAAUUGUUAAUAAUAUGACUGUAACCAAUGUAUUGAGUAAGGUUUUAGUGGGAUUGGUCACUAAUGCUGAUAUAACUAUAGUUCAAGACAAGUCAUUAAAGGACUUGUUGACUUAUCAAUCUUCAGUUAUAUUUACAUCAAGUGAUGUUGUUGAUGACGAAGUGAUUGAUAGUUUGGUUUAUAGCUCAUCUGUUCUUGACAAAUUGAAAUAUCAGACACUCAAAUACUUUUUAUCUAAAGGUAAAUUCAGUAAGUUGAAGAAUUCCCCCUUAAGAUUAUUAUAUCUUAGUAAAUCCAUUAACAAAGACAAUCAGCUUUCAACCAGUAGCUUGAAUAGAUUGAGAUCAAUACUCAACGCCAGAGUAAUUGUGGAGAACACUGUCAAGUCGAUCGUAGGACCAGUGAUACUUUCUGAUUUCUAUGAUUAUAGAAUUCUUUCAAGUAAAUUGGAAGCCAAUUUAACUGGUAAUGGAUGUAUAUGUCAAAGUAAUGAAGUUAAACUAGCCAAUUUAUCAACAACGAAUUAUGGUGAUAUUAUGAUUCGUGGUUAUAAUGUAGGCAAGGUAAAUAACUAUCUUAUUGGUAAAGGAUCAAUCGAAACUAAGGCCAAUAAAGAUGAUGAAGGAUUCCUCACAUUGACUAAUGUUAAAGGGAAAUGGGGAUCAGAUGGAUGUUUAUAUGUAUGUAAAUAA
This is a messenger RNA of Yamadazyma jaroonii, 1419 nucleotides long. The record is from the annotation of a GenBank genome assembly. Lineage: Eukaryota; Fungi; Ascomycota; Pichiomycetes; Serinales; Debaryomycetaceae.